Rhea pennata is the source of this 1819-nucleotide messenger RNA. Its product is annotated as aldehyde dehydrogenase family 3 member B1-like. Gene Ontology annotation, molecular function: aldehyde dehydrogenase (NAD+) activity; 3-chloroallyl aldehyde dehydrogenase activity. The record is from RefSeq and is a predicted model, not a curated record. NCBI's taxonomy places the organism in Eukaryota, Metazoa, Chordata, Aves, Rheiformes, Rheidae. Bases 373 to 1782 code for a protein of 469 amino acids. The transcript is spliced from 11 exons. Gene Ontology annotation, cellular component: cytoplasm. Gene Ontology annotation, biological process: aldehyde metabolic process.
GUGCCUGAUCUUCCGGGUUUGCCCUGGCACCCUGCGGACACCACCCUGGCCCAACAGCCCCCGGCUCCAUGCGCUGCAGAGGAGGCAAUGCGGGGAGGAGAGGGCUGCUGAGAGGUGGGGGCUCCUUUUGGAGCAUCUCUACGCUGCUGUGCCCGGAGACGCGCGGCGAAGCCUGCCACUCCUCUGUGGCCGGCAGCCAGCCAGGCCUGAUCCGGGAUCGGCCCAGCGCUGGCAACGGCACUGUUGUGGGGCUUGGCGAUUCCCUCAGAAGCUGAAACCAAGGCAAAAGAGCUUAGGGGGUAGCGCACGGACACCUCAGACCGCAGGAGUCUGGGUCCAGGAUCGGCAGGGAGCUUGGAGGAGGGGGCCAGGAUGAACCCCUAUGCGGGGCUGGUGAGCCGCCUGAGGGCAGCCUGGCUCUCAGGGAAGACACGCCCUAUGGAGUACCGAGUGGCCCAGCUGGAGGCCCUGGGCCGUUUCCUGGAUGAGAAGAAGCAGGACAUCCUGGACGCCUUGGCCUCUGACAUGCGCAAGCCCCCCUUUGAAGUGGAGAUCUCUGAGAUCUCCAUUUGCAGGAGUGAGCUCAACCAUGCACUGAAUAACCUGGGCACCUGGAUGAAGGAUGAAUACGUGGAGAAGAACUGGGUGACACAGUUGGACUCAGCUUUCAUCCGCAAGGACCCAUAUGGGGUGGUGCUCAUCAUUGUUCCCUGGAAUUACCCCAUCAACCUCCUCCUGGUGCCCCUCAUCGGAGCCAUCGCUGCUGGUAACUGUGUCGUCAUGAAACCAUCUGAGAUCAGCAAGGAUGUGGAGAAGUUAGUGGCUGAGACGCUGCCCAACUACUUAGACAAGGACUGCUUUGCUGUGGUGACAGCUGGUGUGGAAGAGACCAACAAACUACUGGAGAACAAAUUCGACUACAUCUUCUUCACUGGCAACUCUUCCGUGGGCAGGAUCAUUAUGACAGCUGCUGCCAAGCACCUGACACCAGUGACGCUGGAGCUGGGAGGCAAGAAUCCCUGCUACGUGUCUGACACCUGUGAAGUGCACAACGUGGCCAGGCGGGUGGCCUGGGGGCGCUUCUUCAAUGCAGGGCAGACUUGCGUGGCACCUGACUACAUACUGUGCAGCGUGGAGAUGCAGGAGAAGCUGCUGCCUGCCCUGCGUGAGGCCAUUACUGAGUUUUAUGGCCCCAACCCCCAGGAGUCCCCUGACUUUGCCCGCAUCAUGGGGGACAAACAUUUCCAGCGCAUUCGGGCUCUGCUGAGCAGCGGGCGUGUGGCCAUCGGAGGACAGACAGAUGAACAGGAGCGCUAUAUCGCUCCCACGGUGCUGGUUGAUGUGCAGCCAAAGGACCCCAUCAUGCAGGAGGAGAUCUUUGGGCCCAUCUUGCCCAUCCUAACUGUGGCCAAUGUGGACGAAGCCAUUGCCUUUAUCAAUGCUCGGGAGCAGCCACUGGCCCUCUACGUCUUCUCCUCUUGCAAGAAGGUGCUGCGGCAGGUGCUGAAGCAGACCAGCAGCGGUGGCUUCUGUGCCAACGACACCAUGAUGCAUAUGACGCUCACCUCGCUGCCAUUCGGCGGCAUCGGGCACAGCGGCCUGGGCCGCUACCAUGGCCGGUUCACCUUCGAGACCUUCUCGCACCCGCGCUCCACCCUGCUCCGCGGUGCUGGCCGGGAGGCCCUCAACACCCUGCGCUACCCGCCCUACGCCUCGCGCCGGCUCCCGCUGCUCCGCGCCGCCGCCGAGACCAGGCGCGCUACCGCCUGCGCCCUCCUCUGAUCCGCCUGCAAUAAAGCCGAACCACCGCGGCUGCCAA